Brienomyrus brachyistius is the source of this 2204-nucleotide messenger RNA. It is a transcript of the gene htr2aa, whose product is annotated as 5-hydroxytryptamine (serotonin) receptor 2A, genome duplicate a. Gene Ontology annotation, cellular component: dendrite; plasma membrane. NCBI's taxonomy places the organism in Eukaryota, Metazoa, Chordata, Actinopteri, Osteoglossiformes, Mormyridae. Bases 807 to 2204 code for a protein of 465 amino acids. Gene Ontology annotation, molecular function: G protein-coupled serotonin receptor activity; neurotransmitter receptor activity. Gene Ontology annotation, biological process: chemical synaptic transmission; G protein-coupled receptor signaling pathway, coupled to cyclic nucleotide second messenger. The transcript is spliced from 4 exons. The record is from RefSeq and is a predicted model, not a curated record.
GGGUGCCGAAGCACAGAGUCACCGUGGACAGAGACGCACCUGCCCUCCACAGCCACCCAGCGCCCAUCUGUCCUCCUCCACGGUCGCCUGGCGCCCCCCCACCCUCCACGGCCACUCAGCAUCCACCCGCACCCAUCCGCCCUCCUCCAUGGCCACCCGGCGCCCCCCCACCCUCCACGGCCACCCAGGGGAGAAGAAACCCAAAGUCCACGCCAACUUUCCUGUGUGCCUUUACAAAGAAUACCACACGUUACUACUAUUACUGUUAUUCUGAGGACCGAGCAGCAUGUGUGAACGUGGGAUUUUGGGAAACAACGCUUUCUCUUUCUCUUCUGUUGUGAAACAGUGUUGUCUGUCUUGCAUAAAAGUGGAUUCGUUAUAUCUGUUUGACAGCUGCCUGAUCGGGCAGUAGAGUUCUAGCUUGUACGAGGGACCAGACUGAUCCCUUCUGACACAGACGGGGACCAACUUUUCUGUCCUACUGGAAACAGUGACUUUGCAGGCAAACCACCAAUCAGACUCGAGGAUUUUGGUCUCGGCUGGGAUUCCGCAGAGUACCUGCUGAGAUGUAGUGCUCUUUGGUACAUUUUCGCUGUCAAUCUUACUGAACCCAAAAGUGCGACAUCAAAUAACUAUUUGCCCCAGCUCGCAUAAGACCCUCUGUGUGUCUGCCUCAUGUGAAUUACAGUGCCAGCUGGCAGCAUCAGGAUCAGCUCUGCCACUGAGGAUGAUGAUGGACUUGCGGAUCUACGCCUCAGCCGGGUAACAGACUUCUGAUCCUGCAAGAUUCAUCCCCACAUAAUGCGAUGAGCCUGAGGGGGAAUUUAUCCGGCUUCGGCCCAGCAUACCUGGGGCUUCCGGGUUGGGAGUUCAGUAACGCCUCCCUAGGGUGCAACAGCAGCACAGACUCCGUGUCGCCCACUGCCACUCUGAUUGUGGCGACGGGUGAAGCCGGACACCUGGGAUCCCAUUGCCUGGCCUCACCACCAGCAGAUGCCAAGAACUGGGCGGCACUGCUUAUCGUGGUGGCCGUGGCCCUCACAGUCACUGGCAACAUCCUGGUCAUUAUGGCCGUGUCCCUGGAGAAAAGGCUACAGAACGCCACCAACUACUUUCUGAUGUCACUGGCUGUGGCCGACAUGCUGCUGGGCCUCCUGGUCAUGCCAGUGGCCAUGGUGACCAUCCUGUAUGGAUACAGCUGGCCGCUGCCUCCAACCCUGUGCCCAAUCUGGAUCUACCUGGACGUCCUCUUCUCCACAGCGUCCAUCAUGCACCUGUGUGCCAUUUCCCUGGAUCGCUACAUCGCCAUACGCAAUCCCAUCCAGCACAGCCGCUUUAACUCCCGGACGAAGGCCUUCAUGAAGAUCAUGGCAGUCUGGACCAUCUCUGUUGGGAUCUCCAUGCCCAUCCCUGUCCUGGGCCUCCGAGAUCACUCGAAAGUUUUCAAGAACCGCACCUGCCAGCUCACGGACAACAACUUUGUUCUGGUGGGCUCCUUCGUGGCCUUUUUCGUCCCCCUGAUUAUCAUGGUGGUCACCUACUUCCUGACCAUCGGUGCCCUGCAGAACGAGGCCACCCUCUGCUUGGACCAGCUGGUACCCAAACCCAAGUGGGCCAUUCCCCUCAACUUCCUGCCACAGGGCUCCCUGUCCUCAGAGAAGCUCUUCUUCCGGCGGUCGCUAAGCCGAGAGGCGGGGCCUCAGGCUGGGAGACGGACCAUGCAGUCGAUCAGCAAUGAGCAGAAGGCCUCUAAAGUUCUGGGUAUCGUCUUCUUUCUCUUUGUGUUCAUGUGGUGCCCGUUUUUCAUCACUAACGUGCUGGCGGUGGUAUGCGGCGGGGCCUGCAGCGCCAGCAUCAUGGACGGCCUCCUCAACGUCUUCGUGUGGGUGGGCUACCUUUCUUCAGCCGUCAACCCGCUCGUCUACACACUGUUCAACAAGACGUACCGCUCUGCCUUCUGGCGCUACGCCCGCUGCCGAUACCGAGAGGAGAGGAAGCCACUGCAGCUCAUCCUGGUCAACACCAUCCCACCAGUUGCCUUCAGCCACAGCCAGCUGCCUCUGGGCGACAUCGCCCCUCUGAGGAACGGGAACUGUGGGGCUGGUCGUCAUAGUUACGCCCCCGUGGCCUCGAGGGAGGACAAACUUGGCUUGUCUGAGCUCGGGGGGAUGUGCGCUGGUGAGGAGAAGGUCAGCUGUGUGUAA